This is a messenger RNA of Dichotomopilus funicola, 2226 nucleotides long. RefSeq lists its product as uncharacterized. The record is from RefSeq and is a predicted model, not a curated record. Gene Ontology annotation, cellular component: SBF transcription complex; MBF transcription complex. The transcript is spliced from 4 exons. Gene Ontology annotation, molecular function: protein binding; transcription regulator activity; DNA binding. NCBI's taxonomy places the organism in Eukaryota, Fungi, Ascomycota, Sordariomycetes, Sordariales, Chaetomiaceae. Bases 1 to 2226 code for a protein of 741 amino acids.
AUGGCCGCUGACCACCCCAAAGCGGGGAUAUACAGCGCCACCUACAGCGGCAUUCCUGUGUACGAGUACCAAUUCGGCCCGGACCUCAAGGAACAUGUUAUGCGUCGUCGAGAGGACAAUUGGAUCAAUGCGACCCACAUCUUGAAGGCUGCUGGCUUCGACAAGCCCGCCAGAACCCGCAUUCUCGAGCGUGACGUGCAAAAAGAUGUUCACGAGAAGAUUCAGGGCGGUUAUGGAAAAUACCAGGGGACGUGGAUUCCUCUUGAUCACGGCGAGGCCCUUGCCCAGCGUAACAAUGUGUACGACCGUCUUCGACCCAUCUUCGAGUUCCAGCCGGGCAACGAGAGCCCCCCUCCCGCACCGAGACAUGCCAGUAAGCCAAAGGCUCCCAAGGCCAGGCCUGCUGUUCCAAAAUGGGGCAGUAAGGCACAAGAGAAAAAAGCCAGCCUCUCCCAAGCCGCCGUCCUCGCACAUGCCCAUCACCAAGGUGCUGCCGUCCAAGAAGAGUACGACAAUGCGAGCCAGAUGAAUGAAGAUGACACGCCGGACAACCUGACCGUCGCCUCGGCUUCGUACAUGGCCGAGGACGACCGUUAUGACAUGUCGCAUUUUUCUACCGGUCAUCGCAAGCGCAAGCGGGAGGAGAUGCUGCAGGAUGUGACGGAGCAACAACACUCAGUCUACGGAGAUGAACUGUUGGACUACUUUCUCCUUUCUAGGAAUGAGCAGCCUGCCAUUCGGCCAGACCCUCCCACGAAUUUCCAGCCCGACUGGCCGAUUGACACGGAGCGACACACCGCGCUGCACUGGGCGUCGGCUAUGGGCGAUGUCGAAGUGAUCAAGCAGCUAAAGCGUUUCGGUGCCAACCUGGCCUCGCAAAACGUCCGCGCCGAGACACCCUUCAUGCGUUCCGUCAGCUUUACCAACUGCUAUGAGAAGCAAACCUUCCCGACCAUCCUGAAGGAGCUGUUCAGCACCGUCGACGUGCGCGAUAACACCGGCUGCACGGUCAUCCACCAUGCCGCCAUCAUGAAGAGCGGCCGUAUCACCAGUCAAUCAUGCGCUCGGUACUACCUCGACCACAUCCUCAACAGGCUCCACGAGACUCGGUCUGCUGAAGACAUGCAGCACCUGAUCGAUGCUCAAGAUGACGACGGUAACACCGCCUUGCACCUAGCUGCCAUGCGCGACGCUCGCAAGUGCAUUCGCGCGCUGCUCGGCCGUGGUGCAAACACUGACAUCCCCAACAACCAAGGCGUGCGCGCGGACGAAUUGAUCACGAAGCUCAAUGCCGCCAAGGCGAAACCCUCGCGUGGACCGCCCCAGCGUUCCUCGAGCCCGUUUGCGCCCGAUUCGCAACGCCACAACAGUUUCCGCGAUGCCAUGACCGAGUCGGAUAGCAAGCUCCAGGCCAGCUUUCGCAGCGAGGCCGCCAACACUGUCCAGUCGCGUAUUACUCCACUUGUCCUCCAGAAGUUCCAGGACCUUGCCCAGAGCUACGAGGCCGAACUCGAUGAGAAAGGCGAGGCGGAAAAGGAAGCCAGGCGGAUUCUGCUCAAUACCCAAGCUGAGUUGGCCAACCUGCGCACCUCGGUCGCCGAGCUCGAGUCCCGCCUUGAGGCCGACGAUGUUGCCGCCAAGACGGAAGCCGAAGCGACCGAGACUGCCAAACAAGUCAUGGCCUACCUCACACACCAAAACCGUCUCGCGAUCCAGGGUGCCAUCACCAAACAGCUCGCCUCUGUCAACGGCGACAAAACCAACAAACCCUCCGAACAACCCAACGGCCAGCCGCCCACCUCCGAUCCCACCUCCAACCCCACCACCAUGGAUAAGACACCCGCGGAAGCAGACGACAACAGCUCUCCUGAGGAACGUUUCCAACUCGCCACCGAGCUGCGCGCCCUGCUCCAGGACCAACGCCGUGCCGAGGCCGAUUACGUCGAAGCCCGUGGCCAGACAGGCACCAGCGAGAAGAUCGACAAGUACAUGCACCUGCUGCGGUCGUGUCUCCCGCCUGAGGACCAGGAGAUGCUGGACGAGAAUCUCGAUGAUAUGAUCAAGAUGAUGGAGGACGACGUGGAUGUUAUGGACGGUGAGGGUGCAGCUGACCCGGCGUCGUUAUCGUUGCCUAUUGCUCCUGGUGUUGGUGCCGUGCCUGCGUCGUCGAUGGGUGCGCCAAUGGGUGUGCCGGUCGGGUUGGGUGUCGAGGUGUCGUCUUUGUGA